UGCAGAAGAACUGCGAGAGGAGCAAUUAGCUGCGUUGCUGCUGCUGUUGUAGGAGAGGAAGGGGUGGGGGUGGGGGAAAGGGCAGAUCCUGGAGGCUCUCGCUCUCUCCCAGCAGGCGCUUGCUCGCUGCAACUCGCAAAAGGGUUUCAGAUGUCCCAGCGCCGCUGCUUGACCCCCUGCAAAUAAAACCUGCCCACCAGAGGCACGUCUCACCUCUCGGACUUUCCUGCCUCGAGGAUGGUGCAGCCGGCAGUGCGGAGGAGAGAGAACUGAUCUCGUCCCCGAAACAGGAGUUUUUUUUGGGGGGGGGGGAUCUGCAAAGCAACAGACGGUUCCCGUCCGCCCAGAAAACUGUAACUUUUUUCUUCUUGACUUGAAGGAUUAAUAAAGGCACAGGAGAGAGCCGGCAACCCAGAGGGAAAGGGGGUGGGGGAGCCGCCGUCUUCUGGAGCGCUUGGCCCCCUGCGGCAUGGAUGUCGGCGCCGUCCCUUCAGGCCAGAUCACAGCUCCGCGGGCGUUAAGCGGGCGCGCACCCCCUCAGCUGCCCCCUCGCCUCUCCCCGCGGCUCACCCUUCCAGUAUGUUUCUUUUCAUGAGGCACUCUCCAGCGCCCAGAGCUUCAGGACAAUGUGCAAAUGGAGACUGACACAGGGUGCCGCCGCCGCCUUCGCCCACCUGCCUGCCUCCUCCUCCUCUUCCUCCUUCUCCUGCGGUUGCUGCUGUUUCGUGGUGCUCCUCUUCUGGAUGUCCGCGCUGGCUUUGCCCUGCCAUGAGCCCGGCCGGGACACGCCGCUCCCCAAGGCCACUAACUCUUCCUCGUCGUCUUCCGCCUCCUCUCCUGCCAGCGCCGGGAGACACGUGCGGAGCUACUAUCACCUCAGCGGAGACGUGCACUGGAGGAAGCUCUAUUCCUACAACAAGUUCUUCCUUCGGAUUGAGCCGAACGGGAAAGUCAGCGGCACCAAGAGCCAAGACUGCCCGGACAGUAUAAUGGCAAUUCGAUCUGUAGAAACUGGAGUUGUGGCAGUUAAAUCCAUUAACAGCAACUAUUACUUAGCCAUGAACAAGAAUGGAAAAGUCUAUGGUUCUAAAGUGUUUAACAAUGACUGUAAACUAAAGGAGAGGAUAGAAGAAAAUGGAUAUAAUACAUACGCUUCAUACUUUUGGAAAAACAAUGGAAGGCAAAUGUUUGUGGCAUUGAAUGGAAGAGGAGCCACAAAAAAAGGACAGAAAACAAGAAGGAAAAACACCACAGCUCACUUUCUUCCGAUGGCUGUCGAGCCGCGGAUAGACCUGUACUAUUGAUAGCAGUUGAACCAAAGAUCAUUUGUCAGGAAUACUUGGUAAUCCUCUUGAAGAGGAAAGGCAGAAACUGUGCAGACGUCUGCUUGAUUGAAAAGGGGGGAGAAAGCCUUUGAAGGUUUUGUACUCUCUGCUGGCACAUGAAGUCCUUCUAAUUAGGUCUGUGUCAUAUCUUAUAAUCAAGACACAAGCCGGAUCAAAUGGGAUAGGAGCUCUUUCCAGUGUGAACAAAUUAUUAUUAUUUUUUAUCUCUGUGCUAGAACUUAAAGGACAAUGUAUUGAAUGAUCUUCGGGGAAAGUUAUUUAUGGAAUACUAACUCAUAUCAAAGACCUUUAUUGCUCAUUCAAGCCUAAUGAUCCAAUGAACAGUUAGGCACGCAAGCAUUUACUGGAAGCACAUGGAUCAUACGCAGAAAUAAAGGAGAUUCUGGAAUGGUCUUGUGGAAGACAUGAAUAGGAUUAAGAAAUAUAAGCACAUUAGAGUAAAACUGUUCUAACAAAAUAAAUAGUAUGGUCUCCCUUUGUAUGCUAACGCCAUGCCUUUGUACU
Messenger RNA from Gekko japonicus, 1850 nucleotides. RefSeq names its product fibroblast growth factor 10 (gene FGF10). The record is from RefSeq and is a predicted model, not a curated record. Gene Ontology annotation, molecular function: type 2 fibroblast growth factor receptor binding; growth factor activity; chemoattractant activity. Bases 627 to 1304 code for a protein of 225 amino acids. The transcript has 4 exons. Gene Ontology annotation, cellular component: cytoplasm. NCBI's taxonomy places the organism in Eukaryota, Metazoa, Chordata, Lepidosauria, Squamata, Gekkonidae. Gene Ontology annotation, biological process: cell differentiation; limb development; positive regulation of epithelial cell proliferation.